UCGACUUUUCCUCCCACAAUCUCCCUCUUUUUCUUCCCGUUUUCUUUCUUAGUGGUUGCUGUCGGCAGGGCACGCAAGACCUUACUUCUCCGGCCACUACCCUCUUCUGUCCAGAAGCGGCCAUCUUUUGCUCUUGCGCGUGCUCCCUCUCCCUCCAAGAGAUCACGUCGCCCAUCAAAAACACACGAGGCGCCAUAUAGAGCAGCUUGAACGUCGACUCUCCAUCGAAGUUCUCUCUGCGGGCUCCCCAGAGCGACCACGAGUCCUUUUUUCGAUACCCACGAUAGACGAUAGACCGCCCAUAGACGUUGUGCGGACGCUUUUGGUUCGAUCUCGAACUUGACCAACUUCGACUUUUUUCCAUCUCAAAUAAUACCCGCCAAAAUGUCGGCCAACGAGAAUGCGCAGUCCCUCAAGGUUUUGGAUGAGCUCAUGCAGAAGCUCACCAUUGCCAAGGAGGCGGACGCUUCCAAGGAGGCUUCGAUUGCUCUGGCUUCGUUCCUGAACGGCCGCAUCGAGGACGUUGACGUCCCUGUCAAGACGAUCGAGGCCCUGAAGAAGCAGCUCAAUAACAAGAAGGAUGCCGGCGCUCGCGAGAGGGCCCUUGGCGCCAUCCAGACCAUCGCCCAGCACUCGGAGGUCUCGGCACACGUCGAGCCUUUCCUCGUCUCUUUCCUGCCUGAGAUUUUCGGUGCUGCUGGCGACAAGAUCACCGCCGUCAAGAAUGCCGCCCUCGCUGCCGCUGCCGCGGUCGCCGAGGCCAUCAACCCCAACGCCGUCAAGGCCACCCUGCCCCCGCUUAUCGAGUCGCUCAAGAACGCCCAGAAGUGGCCCGAGAAGAUUGCCGUCCUCGACUUCAUCGACACCAUCGUCCGCACGGCCCCUGCUCAGACUGCCUUCCGCGUCCCUGAUCUGAUCCCCGUCGUCGGUGAUGCCAUGUGGGAUACCAAGAAGGAGGUCAAGGACCGCGCCUACAAGACCAUGGAGAAGAUUUGCGGCCUUAUUGUCAACAGGGAUAUCGAGCGCUUCAUCCCCGAGCUCAUCAAGUGUAUCGCCAAGCCUGAGAACGUCCCCGAGACUGUUCACCUGCUGGGUGCUACCACUUUCGUCACCGAGGUCACGGAGCCCACGCUUGCCCUGAUGGUUCCCCUGCUGGAGCGUGGUCUUCAGGAGCGCGACACCGCCAUCAAGCGGAAGGCGGCUGUCAUCGUGGACAACAUGUGCAAGCUCGUCGACGACCCCAACAUCGUUUCUGCCUUCUUGCCCAGGCUCAUGCCGAACCUCGAGAAGAACUUCGACAACGUGGCCGAUCCCGAGGCCCGUGAGAAGACCAAACAGGGUCUUGAUACUCUUAUCCGUGUCGGCAACGUCGUAAACGGCAAGAUCCCCGAGCGCCGCAACGACGGUGACAUUGCCACCGUCCUCGUGCACGUCAAGGAUGUUGUUGCGUCCAAGAAGCCCGCUGAGAAGUUCGGCCCUGUCCUCGAGUACAUCGCUGCCGUUGCCGGCCAGCUCAUCGAUGAGAAGGAGGUCGAAUCCAUCAGCUGGGCGACUGCCCUCAAGCCUUACAUCACCGUUGUCGUUGGCGAUUCCGAUUCGGAGAGCGUUUGCGACACCCUGCGCAGGAAGGCCUCUCCCGGCCUUGCCGCUGAGGAGGAGGGUGAGGAGGACGACGAGGAGGGCGAGGACCUGUGCAACUGCACCUUCUCCCUCGCCUACGGUGCCAAGAUCCUGCUGAACCAGACGCACCUGCGCCUGAAGCGUGGCCAGCGCUACGGUCUGUGCGGUCCCAACGGUUCGGGCAAGUCGACCCUCAUGCGUGCCAUCAACAACGAGCAGGUCGAGGGUUUCCCCAAGCAGAGCGAGGUCAAGACCGUGUUCGUCGAGCACGAUCUCGAUGCCGCUGACACUGAGAUGACCACCAUUGAAUGGACCAUGAAGAAGCUGGCGGAGGCCAAGGUUGAUGUCAGCAAGGAGGAAGUCACCUCCCGUCUUAUCGAGUUCGGGUUCACCGAUACCAUGGUUUCUGGCGAGAUCACUGCGCUUUCCGGUGGUUGGAAGAUGAAGCUGGCUCUGUGCCGUGCCGUCUUUGAGGCUCCCGAUAUUCUGCUGCUCGACGAGCCGACCAACCAUCUGGAUGUGAAGAACGUCAAGUGGCUCGAGGACUACCUCAUGAACUCCCCCUGCACCUCCAUCAUCGUCUCGCACGACAGCGGCUUCCUCGACAACGUCUGCCAGCACAUUGUCCACUACGAGCGCUUCAAGCUCAAGCGCUACCGUGGUAACCUGAAAGCCUUCGUCCAGAAGAACCCGUCUGCCAAGUCCUACUACGAGCUCGGCGAAUCCGAGAUUGAGUUCAGCUUUCCCGAGCCCGGUUUCCUCGAGGGUGUCAAGACCAAGGCCAAGGCCAUUCUUCGUGCCACCAAGAUGGACUUCCAGUACCCCGGCACCACCAAUCCCCAGAUCAGCGACAUCAGCUUCCAGUGCUCUCUCGGCUCCCGUAUUGCCGUCAUUGGCCCCAACGGUGCCGGCAAGUCGACCCUGAUCAACGUGCUCACCGGUGAGCUGAUCCCGACUGCCGGUGAGAUCUACCAGCACGAGAACAUCCGUAUCGCCUACAUCAAGCAGCACGCCUUCGCCCACAUUGAUAACCACCUGGACUCGACUCCUUCCGAGUACAUCCAGUGGCGUUUCCAGACUGGCGAGGAUCGUGAGACCAUGGACCGUGCCAACAAGAUCAUCACCGAGGAGGAUGAGAAGGCCAUGGACAAGGUGUUCAAGGUCGAGGGCACGCAGCGUCGCGUCAUUGGCAUCAACUCGCGCAGGAAGUUCAAGAACUCGUACGAGUACGAGUGCUCGUUCGCCCUGGGCGAGAACGUUGGCAUGAAGAACGAGCGCUGGGUGCCCAUGAUGUCGGCUGACAACGCCUGGCUGCCCCGCUCGGAGCUGCUCGCCUCGCAUCAGAAGAUGGUUGCUGAGGUCGACAUGAAGGAGGCUCUUGCCUCGGGUCAGUUCCGUCCGCUGGUCCGCAAGGAGAUCGAGGCCCACUGCGCCAACUUCGGUCUGGAUGCCGAGCUGGUUUCCCACUCGCGCAUGCGCGGUCUGUCUGGUGGCCAGCGUGUCAAGGUUGUCCUCGCUGCCUGCUCGUGGCAGCGCCCCCAUCUGAUCGUCCUUGACGAGCCGACCAACUACCUUGACCGUGACUCGCUCGGUGCCCUGUCCAAGGCCCUGAAGAAGUUCGAGGGUGGUGUCAUCAUCAUCACCCACUCGUCCGAGUUCACCAAGGAUCUGACUGAGGAGGUCUGGGCCGUCGUUGACGGCAAGAUGACUCCCUCGGGUCACAACUGGGUGCAGGGCCAGGGCUCCGGCCCCCGCCUCAAGGGUGAUGACGGCGGGGAGGAGGAGAAGUUCGAUGCCAUGGGCAACAAGAUUGUCAGCACCAAGAAGGCCAAGAAGCUCACCAGCGCCGAGGCACGCAAGAAGAAGAAGGAGCGCAUGGCCAGGAGGAAGCGUGGCGAGGAGGUCUUCAGCGACGAGGACGAGUAAAGUCGUUCGCGGACGAUCAAGGAAAUGAACGGGGAUGGGGAAAAAAGGGAGCAACAGAAUCGUUCAGAUCUUUUGCAUGAUGCUAUUUGCUAACGUUACGACACUGCGGGCCGCAUAAAACUUUCCGGUUGUUUUCUUUUUCUUUGUUGCGUGGGGGGUUUUUGUUUUUGGUCUGGGCAGGGUUCUGUAAUACCCCCUGCUUUUCUUUGUCUCAUGGAUUCCUGCGCAUUGCGGAUCAAUAAUUGAUCUCCCGGGGCCUGUCUUGCGUCUUUUUUUUUGGUAGACCAAUCCGCGAAAGAGGGCUUUGGAGCGCUGGCGACUGUUGGGGACUGGAGACCCUCGACGGAUGGCGGCGAUGUUGGGCUCUCGUUUGCGUUGUCGAGCCACAUUAGAGGCGGGGUAAAAAGGCCGGAUAGACUUCUGGGAGAUGUUCCGAUAGAUAGAGAUGGCAGAGAAAGCACAACAGUUAAAGCUACCAUGGGCUGUUUAGUGACUCGGGUUGAGACUGAUCUUUGGGAAGAAUGUAGCAAUGCUCGUGGGGGGAGCCCGAUGGCGCAGGCGAGAUUCGGAGAAAGGAAGUCACUGAAGGGGUCUGGAUAGUGUUAUCCAUUCA
Gaeumannomyces tritici R3-111a-1 is the source of this 4159-nucleotide messenger RNA. Its product is annotated as elongation factor 3. Gene Ontology annotation, molecular function: translation elongation factor activity; ATP binding; ATP hydrolysis activity. The transcript is spliced from 2 exons. The record is from RefSeq and is a predicted model, not a curated record. The coding region runs from base 385 to 3546 and encodes 1053 amino acids. Lineage: Eukaryota; Fungi; Ascomycota; Sordariomycetes; Magnaporthales; Magnaporthaceae.